Messenger RNA from Lepisosteus oculatus (spotted gar), 5685 nucleotides. RefSeq names its product solute carrier family 26 member 9. Gene Ontology annotation, molecular function: sulfate transmembrane transporter activity; chloride transmembrane transporter activity; bicarbonate transmembrane transporter activity. The record is from RefSeq and is a predicted model, not a curated record. Lineage: Eukaryota; Metazoa; Chordata; Actinopteri; Semionotiformes; Lepisosteidae. Gene Ontology annotation, cellular component: plasma membrane. Gene Ontology annotation, biological process: transmembrane transport.
UUAACACUCCUGAGAGCACAGCCUACAGACAGGCAUCAGAAUAGAAGUACUUGACCUGCUCCACUUCUCUCUUUUAGAAGGGGGUCAUGUAUCAACAACGCCCACGCUACGUGAUUGGGAGGCCAGCCUAUUCCCUGCGUAGCUUUGAUGAGGAUUUCGACAAGAAGAGCCGAAGCUUCCCAGCAGCAGAGAAAGUGAAGAAACUCUUCAGGUGUUCCGGGUCUUGUCUGAAAGCUCUGGCCCUCAGACACUUCCCCAUCCUUAGCUGGCUGCCCAAGUACAAAGUGAAGCAGAACCUCCUUGUGGAUGUCAUCAGUGGAGUCAGUGCAGGCACCAUACAGGUUCCACAGGGUAUGGCUUUUGCCCUGCUGGCAAACCUGCCUCCGGUCAAUGGCCUCUACUCCUCUUUCUUCCCACUCAUCCCAUACUUCUUCAUGGGCACUGCCCACCAAAUGGUGCCAGGCACGUUUGCAGUGCUCAGCAUCAUGGUGGGGAUGGUGUGCUUAGAUCUAGCGCCCAAUUCCCAGUAUGAACACUUCAAUGCCACCCUCAACAGCACAGUGCUGGAUGAGGCGAAGAUGAACGCCGCCCGACUGCACAUCUCAGGAACACUGGCCUGCCUGACAGCACUCAUACAGAUGGGCCUGGGGCUGAUGCAGUUUGGCUUUGUAGCAAUCUACCUGUCCGAAUCCUUCGUCAGGGGCUUCAUGACAGCUGCUGGGCUGCAGAUCCUCAUCUCUGUCCUCAAAUACAUCUUUGGCAUCUAUGUGCCCCCUUACAGUGGACCCCUGGCUGUCAUCUACACUCUGGUGGAUAUCUGCUGUGGGCUUCACAAGACCAACAUAGCUUCCCUGAUCUUUGCGAUAGUCAGCAGCGUGGCUCUCAUCGUGGUGAAGGAGCUCAACGCACGAUUCCGACACAAGAUACCUUUCCCCAUUCCCAUGGAGAUCAUUAUCGUGGUUGUAGCCACAGCCAUCUCUGGGCCUCUGGACAUGCCACAGAAAUAUCACAUGGACAUUGUGGGGCACAUCCCUGCGGGGUUCCCAGCUCCCAUCAUCCCUGAGGUGAGCCAGUGGGGGGACAUGAUCGGGACCGCCUUCUCUCUCGCCAUCGUUGGGUACGUGAUCAACCUGGCCAUGGGGAGAACGCUGGCGGCCAAGAAUGGCUACGACGUUGACCCCAACCAGGAAAUGCUGGCUCUUGGCUGCAGUAACUUCCUGGGGUCAUUUUUUAAGAUCCAUGUCAUCUGCUGCGCCUUGUCGGUCACGCUGGCUGUGGACAGCGCCGGGGGCAGCUCACAGUUUGCCAGUUUGUGUGUCAUGUUGGUGGUGAUGGUGACAAUGUUGGCAUUAGGAGCGUACCUCAAGCCACUGCCCAAGUCUGUGCUGGGAGCUCUCAUUGCAGUCAAUCUCAAGAACACUCUUCUACAGCUCACAGACCCGUACUACCUCUGGAAAAAGAACAAGCUGGACUGUUCUGUCUGGGUUGUGAGCUUCCUCGCCACUUUCUUCCUCAGCCUGCCCUAUGGAGUGGCCAUCGGGGUGGCCUUCUCAGUACUGGUGGUGAUCUUCCAGACACAGUUCCGAAAUGGUUCAGAACUGGGACAGGUCCUGGACACAGAUCUCUACAAGAACCCUAAAGUGUACAGCAAGGUGAAAUACAUCGAAGGGGUGAAAAUCGUUAACUAUUGCUCUCCUCUCUACUUUGCGAAUGCUGAAAUAUUCCGCCGAAAAGUCAUCAAAAAGACAGGGCUGGACCCUGGGAAAAUGCUCCUUGCCAGGAAAAAAUUCCUCAAGAAGCAACAACAGGAGAUGAGAGAUCAGAAAAAAGAGGAGAAGAAGUGGAAGAGGAGUUCUCUGAUCAGCAUGAAAAACCAGACCACCUCAUUGCAGCAGCUACAGAAUGACUUUGACAAUGUCGGCUCCACCAAAGGCAGCAAGCUGGAAGACGGACUGUCCCCGACCUACGUCAAUUUUAACUGCAGUGUGAUAGAACUGAAUGAGCCAGGCCCACAUGACUCACAUCUCCCUCCAAUCCCGGUCCUUCCCCCACCCCCGCCUUUCCACACCCUGAUUCUGGACCUAGCAGGAGUGUGCUUCAUCGACCUCAUGGGCAUUAAAGUCCUCACCAAGAUGAGCUCAAGCUAUGAGAAGUUGGGUAUCAGGUUGUACCUGGCGAAUGUUCAAGCUCAGGUGUACGAGGAGCUGGAGGCUGGAGGGGUGUUUGAAGAAGGAAGUUUGGACCCCAGUCAUCUCUUUCUAUCUGUUCAUGAUGCCAUACUUUUCUCUCUGGACGAAGCACAGCACAGCACAAAAGACCUGGACAAGGGUGAGACGGAGAGGAAGGAGCUGGCCUGUGACAUUGAGGAAGGGCAGACAGAUUUGGAACAGGAAAUGUUCUGAAGGGUGUCCAAGAACAGAUGGCUUCUCAACCUCAACUUCAGACCGACAAAGGGGGGUAGAAGGUUUGAGUAGGUGCUCAGUAAAUGACCACAAAACCCACCCUGCAGACUCUCACGUGGACCUUAUGCAUGAUGUUUGAUUACUAUAAUCAAUUAUAGUAUAAGCUCAAAAGACAAAACAAUUUAGAAACUUGUGGCUUUAACUAUAUGCAAAUCUGACUAAGUAACUCCCUACAAGCAUUCUCUGCUUUUAUUUCUUCACAUAUUAGCAUGACACUUUUUGCAAAAACUAUAGGGAGGGAGUACUGAUAAAUGGAAUAUAUUAAUAUAUAGAAUACAAUUGAAAGAAUCUGUUCUAUCAUGGCCAUAAAGUGAAGUCACACAAUUCUGUUAAAUGCAAUAUGCAUCUUAGUUCACUCAAGUAGUAGACACUUCCACUAGAACACUGUUUAUACAGAGACUUUUCCUGAAAGCUCAGUUUACUUGUUUCUGCCUAUUAUAGGUUUAAUUACUGAAGUAGAAUCACCUGGUGAUAUGUAAUUAGCUUCUACAUCUUUUCAGCCAGAUCAUGUUACUUUUCAAGCUCCACAAGGGUCUCCAUAUGCACAUACAGUAGUACAGUAUGCAUGAACAAAUUACUGUAUCUUUUUUCUCACUGUACAACUGGCUGUGAUUAGGAAUUUGUCUAAGUGUGGUGGCAGCCCAGUUUGACCUACAUCAUGCAAACAAGGUAUAUGGCUUGCACUUUUACUUCUCUCUCAGAAGUUAGAAGAGGAAAUCCAAAGAUUGAGACCUCAGGCAUUAUCCCAUCUUCAAAGACAUUACUAAUUGCAUACAUUCACACAUGACCCUUUCACUCAGUGCAUGAAGUUAGGAAAACUCUAAUGCAGACACCCACCCAAGCUGUAUCCACGCAUACAGUAUUUCAACUGCUUUCAGUUUGGUAACGACCAUUUAUUAAAUUCUUGGGAAUAUUUUUACUUUGUUAAAAGAAACCAAUGUAUUUAAAAAGCUGUUAACUGUUAAUGCUGUUAACUUGACCUGAUUUACUGGGUGACACACACAUCCCAGUUGUACAGUUUUGCUAGUCAAAAUAUAAAUGAUACAGUAAUUUUGCAAGAUGCUGUACCCUCUUAUAGUAUUGGGAGAGAAAAGUAAAAAAAUGUAACAUUUGCUUUACAGUCAAGCAAUUUGUGUUUGUGAUCAUGACAUUAAUAUGAAUGAACAAGUACAGAUGUUUUAUUUAGGGGGUAAUUCUAUGCAUAUAUUUGAUCACACCAGAACAAAAAUAUACUUUGUGUUCAACCCAGCAAUUUUAGAGGUCAUUCAAGCUUACUGUGUUUCGGAUUGGCUCUUUCUCCUUGCCCUGCAAUGAACAGGCAUUUAUUCAUCCCAAAAAAUGAAAGUUCCCCCCCAUUUGGCAAGUAUUCAUAUAUAUGAUCAUUGAAAAAAUAAACUUUCAGACUCACAAAAUUCAAGAUGAUUAAACAGAACUUAGCAAAACAAUUACAAAAUAGGAUAGAGGAUAGAAGACUGGUACAUUUAUUUUUACUAUAUGUUUUAACUACACAACAUUAAGGGAAACAUACACAUAUAUCUUAUUUUUCUCAUCACACUUCCUGAGAUUUUGUGAAAACCGCUCUCUGGAGAGGAUGUGUUUUUUACUGUUAUUAUUUAAAUGGGUAUCAGUUCUUGGGCUUUAUUUCAGUUCAUUGCGCAGGGAAAGAGGGAGAGUAUUUGCUCUGUUAAGUACACUCAAUCUCCACAGGGAGACAUAAAGUAAGGAGCAGGCAGGUACUGAGAUAGGAGAGGCCCUGCUCCUGAUAAGGACUUCACACAUUGCUAGAUCCCAGCAGCACCACAAAGCAGCUGUGAAAAGCGAAAGUUCUUUAACACUUUCUUAGACUGCAGUUCUGCUGGACGCACUCUGUCUUUGACAAGAAACGCAUGCAAACAUCUAGACAACUGGAGGGCUUCGAAGGAGUCCUUCAGGCUGUGUAGUCUGACUGUACUCCCAUUAAGACACCACAUUUGCACUAAGAGAGAUGUUGGCGUGCAGUUUUUGGUAUCUGUAGAAGAUUAAUUUAUUAAGAUGUUGGUGAAGUAUUUUAGAAAUAUGUUUUUUAUAUUUAUGUUACAUCUGUUUUCUGUCAUUUAUGAUAAAACGUAUGCCAAGAAUUUCUCCAAAUAUAAUGCCUUUUAAUUCUCAUCAGUUGUAAUAAAAGGCAUCUCUCACUUUCAUACCCACAGCCACAAUACUGUCUAAGGUUUUGUGUUGUCAUAACCUCUGGAUCUUCCAAAAUCUAAAGGACUUAAAUAAAUACAGUGUAUUGGAUUGUGAUGCUGUUCUUGUGAAUGUGAAGCCAUACACUUCUUGUUCGUCUAUGAGUUUUUUUUUCAAUUGACAAACAUUGUAUUAUGUUUUCUGAACAAAUAUUGGUAUGAAUAAAAUGCAUUUGGCCUGCUCCCUCAAAACCAAGUUGGUCAGGGGUAAUUCUCUGUUUUAAAUUAUUAAUGUUGGUGGAAACCUGCAGUGAACUUUAAAAAGCUUUACACCAUGUUUUUUAUGCAGUUUGCAGAUAGAACUACUGUAUAGAGAUACAGAACUUUUCCAGGAUCUUAUUUGCUAUAGUAGAUAUUAUACUUUGAUAUUAACCUGCCAGUGCAUAGUUUUGGGAUAACAGGCCAUAUACUUCAUACUAAAUAAAUGAUGAGGGCUCUCUUGACUAUUGGGAAUAUUAUAUUUGUUAUAUACUUAUCAUCUACCAUAAGGCCUGUUGGCUUUUGUCUGUAUUUCUAUUUGUGGUUUUAUUUUGUUUCUGGGAAAGGAGUCAUCAGAAACAAAGGUCAGCUUCCCACCCCUUGUCUAGUUGUGUUGAAGGUCAACAACCACACACACAGGAGCAAUGUCAGAUUUAACAGUGGAUAUUUUGACCUGUUCUUGUGCUUUUGAUAUUUAGUCAUUGAUAUUAUUUGUAUUAAUUACAUAGUUUGAAUAGAUUUCAUUACUUCAUCUGGGGGUCCUUAUUGAAAGGGAUUUUCCAAAAGGGGUCCUCUAGGCGUUAUAGGUUAAACCCCCCUGGAUAACGUUUUAUUCAGUUUAAAUUUUAGUCAUUCAUAAUUGUCCGUUAACUACUGAAACGUCACAGGCGCCCUCUGCUGGGGAAAGGACCCAUCGGAACACGGAUUUUUUUUUUAUCGGUUUUUGCUUUUGUUGUUCCAUGUCUCAUAGUUCAAUUCUUAUAUUUGUACAACAUUAUAAUAACCUUUUUGACCAAUACAUU